Molecule: messenger RNA, 1758 nt
Organism: Dunckerocampus dactyliophorus (ringed pipefish)
Lineage: Eukaryota; Metazoa; Chordata; Actinopteri; Syngnathiformes; Syngnathidae
Gene: eif2b4
Product: eukaryotic translation initiation factor 2B, subunit 4 delta
Exons: 13
Coding region: 77-1678 (533 amino acids)
Source: RefSeq, a predicted model, not a curated record
AAUCACUAGAGGGCGAUAUGCAUUAUUUGGGUGAACACCUUGUGCCGCGGUGCAGGAAGUGACGUACGUCGUAAAGAUGGCUGACAGUGGAGCGACAGAUGAACCUGACAAGCAAGUGGACAUAGCGCGCGCAAAGAGCGAAGGCAAAGAGCUGAGCAAAGAGGAGAAGCAGCGGCUGAGGAAAGAGAAGAAACAGCAGAAGAAAAACAAAGAAAAAAAAGAGGACGCAACGUUGCAUCAAAAUGAGACAAAGCCUGCCACUUCUGUUGCUGUUGCUGCUGCUGCUGCUGCCACCGGCGCCGCCGCUCCACCUGCAAAACCACCAGCACAGCAAGCUCCUUCCACAGUGCCUGCCUCCGAGACUGCAGAUAAGCCGACCAAAAGCAAAGCCGAGCUGAAAGCUGAGAGGAGAGCUCGACAAGAGGCCGAGAGGAACUGCAAACAGGGCAAGAAGGGAGAGACGGGCCCCCAGGCCACUGCCCCUUCAAAACCCAAAGUGCCGCAGAGCGAGCUGCAGCCAGUGGUGAAGAGGCUUCCUGAACACAUCCAAGUGGACAACCCUGAUGUUUUAAGGAAAUUGGCCAAGAAGCUGGAAAGACAACAGAUCCCGCUGCGGUCAGACUACGGCCACAGGGUCAGCCUCUUCUCACACCUUCACCAGUAUAGCCGCAAAGCUCCUCUAACGCAGCAAGUCGGCAUUCCCUCCUCGGUCAUUCAUCCUGCUAUUGUUCGACUCGGACUCCAGUACUCGGAGGGCAUCGUCGCAGGAUCCAACGCUCGCUCCGUGGCCUUGCUGCACGCCUUUAAACAGGUGAUAAGGGACUACACCACACCUCUGCAUGAAGAGCUGUCCAGAGACUUGGUUAACAAGUUGAAACCUUACAUCAGCUUUCUGAAUCAAUGUCGCCCUCUGUCGGCCAGCAUGGGCAAUGCAAUCAAAUACAUCAAGAAAGAGAUCUCCAACAUUCCCAGUCAUUGCAAAGAAGAAGUGGCAAAGUGCAAACUGCUCGGCUGCAUUGACAGCUACAUCAAUGAAAAGAUAGUCCUUGCCGCCAAAGCCAUCGCAGAGAUCGCCAUAGAAAAGAUCAGCGACGGCGAUGUCAUCCUCGUCUACGGAUGCUCAUCGCUGGUUAACCACAUUCUGUGCGAGGCCUUCGACAUGGGCAGGAAGUUCCGCGUGAUAGUGGUGGACAGCAGGCCUCGGCUGGAAGGUAGGGAGGCCCUGAGGCGCCUGGUCCAGAGGGGCAUCAGAUGCACCUACGUCCUCAUCUCCGUCGUCUCCUACAUCCUCCCCGAAGUGUCAAAGGUGUUCCUCGGAGCUCACGCGCUGCUCGCCAACGGCUACAUGAUGUCCCGCGUGGGGACGUCGCAAAUAGCUCUGGUGGCCAAAGCCUUCAACGUGCCUGUGCUGGUGUGCUGCGAGACGUACAAGUUCUGUGACAGGGUGCAGACGGACUCCUUCGUGUCCAAUGAACUCGACGACCCUGACGACCUAAUUGUGACGCGAAAGGGGAAGACCCAGCUGGAGCACUGGCAGGAAGUGCCUUCGCUCGGCCUGCUCAACCUGGUCUACGACGUGACGCCGCCAGAUUUCGUGGAUGUGGUCAUCACGGAGCUCGGCAUGAUCCCGUGCACGUCGGUUCCCGUGGUGCUACGCGUAAAAAAUGUCGACCAGUAAACUGCGCGCGCCAGGUUCACGUGCUUUUGGCAUGCGAUAAUAAAUAUAUAUGUACACACAAAAGAAUGGCAUCCGGUGUG